This is a messenger RNA of Sclerotinia trifoliorum, 2144 nucleotides long. Lineage: Eukaryota; Fungi; Ascomycota; Leotiomycetes; Helotiales; Sclerotiniaceae. The record is from the annotation of a GenBank genome assembly.
ACUUCAAAAUGCAACUUUUGUUUGGCACCACAGAUGAAGUACCAUUUAUGUUCGUCUGACCAACUCGAACCUUGAAACUGCAAUCUCAUCGCACAAAAAUGACAUUUCCCGUCUCUUGACCAUGGUCCAACGAUGCAGUUAAGGGAGAUAUGAUUCCGAAAUAUCGUUGAUUCGACAGCGCAUAAUGCCUAGGUAGGUACUAGCUAAAAGUGCCGCGGCUCCCGAUUCACUUUUGCAUGGUAUAAUAGUUCCGGUAAUUUCUGUGCUCGUAUGACUUCCCGGCAAUUCAGGAGAUCAUUCAGGUUAAAAUCGGAUUGGAAUCUGGGGAAAUUUGUGGGGAUUAAGAAAUCUAUUUCUACCUGUCGAUCUUCUUAAGACAGAUGAGUUAGACCUCCAGAUUUUCAUCUUUCAAUCAAUUCUGACAGCAAACUUUCCAGUUUUGUCUUCAAAAUGCGUGCCUCUCAAGCACUUUCCAUCGUUGGAUUUGCCCUAACAGCAACUUGCAUGACAAUCAAGCGUCAAGAUGAGCAAACCAAUCUCAAGAGACAGGGCUGGACAUCAGCUGGCUGCUAUACCGAUAAUGUUUCCGGUCGUGCUCUGACUACCCCAGGAGGAAUACCUGGAGGACCCAGCGGUAUGACCAAUGAAGCUUGUCAAACUGCUUGUGCGGGAGCUGGUUUCUCGUGGGCAGGUACCGAGUACGGAGGAGAAUGUUGUACGUCAAUUUCUUUUCCGGUUACCUCACAAAUCUUACUGAUUAUUCAUGAAUAGGGUGUGGCAACUCAGUCAUCAAUGGAAACGGACCUGCCCCAGAUGGAAAUGCUGGUUGUAACAUGGCCUGCAAGGGUAAUGGCGGACAAACAUGUGGUGGUCCAAAUCGUCUUACUGCGUUUCAAACUGGUGGUGGAUCUAGCACGCCUCCCUCCAACCCUGCUCCAAGCAAAUCUGGCAAACGUGGUUUAGCAUUUGAUUCCAAUAAUAAGUAUGGUGAUGCGAGCUUCGGUAAUAUGUUCAAGCAAUACAGUAAGGUUAGUUGGGGUUAUGAUUGGGGAUAUACGAAUCAUGGUUUAGAUUCAAGUCUUGAUUUGUGAGUUACUUUGAUUUUCUUCCUCUUCUCUCUUUUCCUUUCUUUGUAUUCCUUGAUUAAAAAAUACGAUAUCGAAUGAAACUAAUAACAUUCUCAGCGUUCCGAUGCUUUGGGGUAACCCCAAAGCCGUUGAUCAGAAUUGGGUUACAGCCACCCAGAGUGCGAAGAGUGUCCUCGGCUUUAACGAACCAGAUCUCACUUAUGAACAAUCUUCCAACAUGCUUCCUGAAGUAGCAGCUCAAGGAUACAAAUCAUGGAUUCAACCAUUCGCAGGUCGGGUUCGCAUUGGUGGCCCUGGUGUUUUAUGGAACAAUUGGAAUAGUGUAAGUAAUUACCUCUCUUAGAUAUCCGAUACCCAUCAAGUGCUCUUGACAUUACCUCAUUCUCAUUUGCCCCACGGUACCUUACUAAACCCCAUUUAGUGGUCCUCAGGCGGCGGCUACAGUUCCCGCGUCUGGACUCAAUAUUUCAUGGGCAAUUGUACCGGGUGCCACAUCGAUUUUGCCGCCAUCCACUAUUAUCAAGACUGUGUUCCCACAUCGGGCGCAUCUGGAACGGAUUGGUUUAUCGCCAAUGUAACAAAUGCUCACGAUACACUCAAAAUGCCCAUCUGGAUUACGGAAUUCCAAUGUUAUGGCACGGAUGAGCAACAGGCGCAAUUCUUGAGGACGGUUUUGCCCUGGUUGGAUAGUCAGAGUUGGGUCGAGAGAUACGCGUAUUUUGGGGCUUUUCCGAAUUUUUUGCUUAAUGUUGAUGGGUCGGCUUUGAGUCAGGCGGGUCAGGCGUAUGUUAAUUAGGGAUGGGAUGGGAUGAUUGGUUAUCUUAGAGGUUAGGGAAUGGUGGUUGGUUUGGCGGGCGGCUUUCUGAUGGAGCUUUUAGUUUGGGUUUUUACUGAUCUAUUAACCUUAUCUGAAGAGGUUGCAGAUACCUUGGAUAUGAAUAAUUUAGGGUUAUUCGAUAAAAAUCCAACUUCUUAGAAGUUAGGUUUGAUCAGUGGGUAAUUAAAAUGUUGCAAUGAUAUCUACCUACCUACCUACCUACCUACCUAUCUAGGAAA